UCUUUUUUAAAUAAUGUGCGUGGAUGGAAGCCAAUCAGAGCGAGAGCGAGCCCUCUCCGCCCCGCGGGUGCGGCGCGCGGGUCCGGGAAUGCUCAGCCUGCGAGGCGAGCGGUGCGCCGCGCGGUCCGGUGCGCGCGCUGCUGCCGCUGCCCAGGACGGCGCCGCUGCCGGGGGAGCCGGGCGCGCGUCUCCGCUCCGCUCAGGAUAUCCUCUGAGAGCCAAGCAAAGAACAUUAAGGAAGGAAUGAAGCUGGAAGCGGCGCCCUGAGCGGAGGCACUCGGAGGGGGACUCGCUGGCCAGACUGCGGCCGUCAGCAUGAGGACCUCCCGGUACUUACUGCUGCUCUUUUGGGUUGGUCAGCCGUUCCCAACUCUCUCCACUCCGCUAUCCAAGAGGACUAGUGGUUUCCCGGCAAAGAAAAGGGCCCCGGAGCUCUCAGGAAACAGCAAGCAUGAGCUGAACCGUUCAAAAAGGAGUUGGAUGUGGAACCAGUUCUUUCUCCUGGAGGAAUACACCGGCUCGGAUUAUCAGUAUGUGGGCAAGUUACAUUCAGACCAGGAUAGAGGAGAUGGAUCACUUAAAUAUAUCCUUUCAGGAGAUGGAGCAGGAGAUCUCUUCAUUAUCAAUGAAAACACAGGCGACAUACAGGCCACCAAAAGGUUGGACAGGGAGGAAAAGCCAGUUUACAUCCUUCGAGCUCAAGCUAUUAACAGAAAGACAGGGAGACCUGUAGAGCCCGAGUCUGAAUUCAUCAUCAAGAUCCAUGACAUCAACGACAAUGAACCAAUAUUCACCAAGGAGAUUUACACAGCUACUGUUCCAGAAAUGUCUGAUGUCGGCACGUUUGUUGUCCAAGUCACUGCAACUGAUGCUGAUGACCCAACAUACGGGAACAGUGCGAAAGUUGUCUAUAGUAUCCUACAGGGACAGCCUUAUUUUUCAGUUGAAUCAGAAACAGGUAUCAUCAAGACAGCUUUGCUCAACAUGGAUCGAGAAAACAGAGAGCAGUACCAAGUGGUGAUUCAAGCCAAGGACAUGGGCGGCCAGAUGGGGGGACUGUCGGGGACGACCACAGUCAACAUCACGCUGACCGAUGUCAACGACAAUCCUCCCCGAUUCCCCCAGAGUACAUAUCAAUUUAAAACUCCUGAAUCUUCUCCGCCGGGUACACCCAUUGGCAGGAUCAAAGCCAGUGACGCUGAUAUAGGAGAAAAUGCUGAAAUCGUGUACAGUAUCACAGACGGUGAGGGACUGGAUAUGUUUGAUGUCAUCACUGACCAGGAAACUCAGGAAGGGAUUAUAACUGUCAGAAAGCUCUUGGACUUUGAAAAGAAGAAAGUAUACACCCUCAAGGUAGAAGCCUCCAAUCCUCGUGUAGAAACUCGGUUUCAAUACCUGGGUCCAUUCAAAGAUUCAGCCACGGUGAGAAUCGUGGUGGAGGAUGUCGAUGAGCCACCUGUCUUCAGCAAACUAGCCUAUGUCCUGCAAAUAAGAGAAGAUGCUCAGAUAAACACGACCAUAGGCUCAGUCACAGCUCAAGAUCCAGAUGCCAGCAGGAAUCCCAUCAAGUACUCUGUUGAUCGACACACAGAUAUGGACAGAAUAUUCAACAUUGAUUCUGGAAAUGGUUCGAUUUUUACAUCAAAACUUCUUGACCGGGAAACACUGCUGUGGCACAAUAUUACAGUGAUAGCGACAGAGAUUAAUAAUCCAAAGCAAAGUAGCCGAGUACCUCUAUAUAUUAAAGUUCUAGAUGUCAAUGACAACGCCCCAGAAUUUGCUGAGUUCUAUGAAACCUUUGUCUGUGAAAAAGCAAAGGCAGACCAGUUGAUCCAGACCCUACGAGCCAUUGACAAGGAUGACCCUCACAGUGGACAUCAGUUCUCUUUCUCUUUGGCCCCUGAAGCAACCAGUGGCUCAAACUUUACCAUUCGUGACAACAAAGACAACACGGCGGGAAUCUUAACUCGGAAAAAUGGCUAUAAUAGACAUGAGAUGAGCACCUAUCUCCUGCCUGUGGUCAUUUCAGACAACGACUACCCAGUUCAAAGCAGCACUGGGACAGUGACUGUCCGGGUCUGUGCAUGUGACCACCAUGGGAACAUGCAAUCCUGCCAUGCCGAGGCCCUCAUCCACCCUACGGGAUUGAGCACAGGGGCUCUGGUGGCCAUCCUUCUGUGCGUCGUGAUCCUACUAGUGACAGUGGUGCUGUUUGCAGCUCUGAGGCGGCAGCGAAAGAAAGAGCCCUUGAUCAUUUCCAAAGAGGACAUCAGAGACAACAUUGUCAGUUACAACGAUGAAGGUGGUGGGGAGGAAGACACCCAGGCCUUUGAUAUUGGCACCCUGAGGAAUCCUGAAGCCAUAGAGGACAACAAAUUACGCAGGGACAUUGUGCCUGAAGCUCUUUUUCUACCCCGACGGACUCCAACAGCUCGCGACAACACCGAUGUCAGAGAUUUCAUUAACCAAAGGUUAAAGGAAAAUGACACGGACCCCACUGCCCCGCCGUACGACUCCUUGGCCACCUACGCCUAUGAGGGCACCGGUUCGGUGGCCAAUUCUCUGAGCUCUCUGGAGUCUGUGACCACGGAUGGAGAUCAAGACUAUGAUUACCUUAGUGACUGGGGCCCUCGAUUCAAAAAGCUGGCAGAUAUGUAUGGCGGGGUAGACAGCGACAAAGACUCCUAAUUGGUUGCCUUUUUCAUUUCCCGGUAUGACACUGAAAUGUGUGAAGUGGCUAUUUCUUUCUAUUUAUCCACUAUUCCGUGAAGGGUUCUCUGUUGUACCCAUCCUGAAAGCCAAUGGCUGCAGUCCUUGUGGAUCCAAUGUUAGAGACUUUUUUCUAGUACACUUUUAUGAGCUUCCAAGAGGCAAAUUUUUAUUUUUUAGUGCAUCCAGUUAAUCAAGUCAGCCCAGUAGGCAGGCGCUGGAGCAGCGGACAGGGAGCUAUAUUUUCACUUUUUCUCUGAGGGCAGGUGGAACAUGCUGGUUACCACUGACCUGGCGUUUUAUGACAUCCAAAUUGCCUCAGGUCAGUUGACUGCCCUAACUGUACAUUUUACAUGCCGAUGAGACAAAGGAUUAUGCUUUAAUGACAAAGAUACAGUUUCAGUUAAAAAAAAAAAAAAGAAACAACUAGGGAGUCUUUCCUGUUAUAUCAGCUCACAAGGAGAUAAUAAUAAACUGCAUAAGGGUUGUAAGGUUGUGUAUUUCUGCCACGAAGAAUCUAAAAUGACAUUCAGCCAGUCUUGUUUGUGCUCUGAGAACUUUCUCUGGCAGCAGCUACUCAAAACAUCAAAUCUACAGAUGCUUUCAGAUUCUUUUAAGGAACAGAAGCAUUUUACAUUAUAUCAUUUAAAGAUAACAAUGACAAAAAAACUUAAGGCAUCAUUCCUUGCCAAUGCAAAAUGUGUUACACACAGGGGGUGCAAAAGAUUGCCUUUGCACCUAUAAAGAGAAAGAGAAAGUGGCUGAUAGUGUAAACAAAGGAAAUACUUAGCAUACUUGAAAGUUUUGGCCACCAAAUGUAUCAUAGAUCUCUUGAAAUUCUUUCAAAUAUCAGGCUAAUGACCAAUAAUGUAAUUGUUUAAGAGUUCUCAAAGGGUUUCUUUCUGGGACACGUGUCCUUGUAUGUAGUUGUCAAUAUUACUCUACUGUACCUGAAAGUCGCAGAGUCAAGUACAAUAAUUCUUAUUCCUCUGAAACUUCUUACACAACUGAUUUAGUAAAGAUACGUUAAAUAAAGCUCAAAUUCUACUCUUGGAGUUCAAGGAAGAGUGUAGAGCCAGCCACAUUUGAACUCUAUCCCGUGUCCCUCCAUUUGUCCCUCCAUACGUCUACAACAAACAGGUACAGAUGAACACUGAAAUCCCAGUAGAAACACAUAUUCCUUGACUGGAAGAUGGAUUCAAAAAUGCAACUUGGCUUCACGUCAAUGCAAGUGUUUAUGAUGGUAAUUAAAAUGCUAGUUGACCUUCAAAAGUAUUAAUAUUUUUCAUUGUUUAUAACUUUGCUUCCAUGGCAAAAGGAUGGCAAACCUACCAUCCUUGUCUUUGAAAUAAUGAUAAGUAAUGGUCUCAAACUAUGACAGAAAAGUAAUGUAAAAUCCAUCCAAUCCAUUAUUUCUCUAAUUAUGCACUUAGCAUUUUAGUCAGUUAUUAUCCAGGGGACCCAACUGAACUGAACUAAUCCUUCUGGCAGGUUCAAAUCAUUUACUGCAUAUGGCUGUACUAAUGACUUUUAUCAUUAGAAUCUUAUAAUGUGCAGUCAUCAGAAAUUUUUGAAGUACUGUAAUGAAAACGUUAUUUGAAAACUUUAAAAAUAGGCUCUAUGUACAUAUAUAAUAUAUAUGUAAGAAUAUGUUGACCACUUAUUAAUUGUAGGAAUUUAUUUCAAUCUAUGUUCAUUUUCUAGAGAUAAUCUUAGUAUCAUUUCCACUGGGGAAAAAUGUCAUCUCAGAAUAUAUUUUCUGUUUGGAAACACACUAUUGUUUGGUUAAGCUUUAAAUGGGAGUAUUACACAGGACAUAAAGGUAGCACUUUUAAAACAAGAGAAAUGUGGAGUUUGAGUUAGAGUGAAAACUUUUACAACUGUAUUGUUCCUUGUGUUCCCUGAAUGAUUUCCCAUAUUGUAAUGGACUGUCCUGUAUACUAACAAGUAUUUUAUGCUUCAUGCUUGGGCUAUUUCCAACUGUUAGGGUUUUCUUUUACUAGUUCUUCAGAUACACACAUCCACACAAAGACACACACGGAGGAAUGCAAACAAAUGUUAUAAGAGGGCUUCACAGCAACAAGUCGGUAUAUACUAUAGUCACAAGUAAAUAUUUAAAAGGAUAGAUUAGUAAAAGAAGUACUAAUACUGAUAGCAAUAGAACAGCACCUUAAUCCAAAAUUUACAGGAAAAUGAAAGCGUGCUCUCUGUCUCUGCGCUUCAUGUCAUGUAGUGAGUUGAGCCAAGAAAGAUGGUCCCAUCAAAAGUGUGUGUAUUGCCAAAGUCGGACUCCUGAACUUUUGGUGUUAAAUAGAAUUUCUGAGAGUUAACGCGGGGAAAUUUCCAGUGUUUCAGGGUGAAGUUGACUUUUCCCUUCUAAGUGAAAGUGUAGUUCUGCAAUGAAAUGUUUGAGAUUUCAGUGGCAGGGUGUUUUAUGUCACCCUGAACAUGGCAUAUUGUCUCAAGAACAGCUUGCUAUAACCAUUUUGAAUAACUGGUUAACUUCUUACAAUAAAAGCUACGAUAAAAAUCUACAGAAAAUUAGAUGCUCUGAGCCUAGGGCUGAAUAUUUAGCACUGUGUUCCUGUAAGUAUCAAGUUGGUGGGACUUUUUUCUCUAAGACUCCAUAGCAUCAUGCAGACAUUAAAAACAGCAGCUCCAUCCUCGCCCUGCUCGUCCUCACUUCCCUCCCACCAAAGACCAGCUUUAACACUACUCUAGGUGCAGAUUUUCUAAGUCCUGGGUCAACAUAAGAAAGUUUUAAGUUCAGUUUUCACCUUGUCUUGAUUUUUAGAUAUUGACAAUUCAAAAGUUGAAGGAGAGUGAAAAGUAAAAUUUUAAUAUGUUUUUAAUCACAGAAAUGAAAAAUUUAUUAAAACUGGGUUGCUUUUGUGUACAGGAUCAUUUCAAGGACAUUGAAACCUUACUGAUUUUUUUCCUCUUUCUAUCCAAGGGGAAGUAUUGCAUUAAACCACUAAGAUAUACCCUAAAAUAGAGGCUGGGGAUUUAGCUCAGCGGCAUAAGCGCCUGCCUUACAAGCGCAUGGUCAUGAGUUUGAUCCCUGGUACUGAUAAAAAGAAGAUAUACUGUAAAAUAAGCUAUGACUUUAAAAACAUUAGCCCAUUGCACCUAAGUUUAAAGCCCUUUCAUUCUGUGCCCACCUUCUGCUGAAAAUAUGUGUCUCCAAAUAAGUAAAUAAAUCACAUAAGAAAGAAAUAUAGUUUCAUAAAGUCAUAAGAGAAGAAGUCUGGGCACAGUAAAUACUAUUUCUUUUGGAACUUCCCUGGUUUUAUAGUCUGGGUGCAUAAAGGAAGGUUCAGCUACAAAAUUACUCCAUUUUUAGAUGGAACAAAGCUGGUGAUUCAAUUUAACUCAGUAUAAAAAUAUGUGGCUUAGUUUUCAUUUUCAGCUCCUGAAAAGUUGUGCAAGAAGUUCUUAAAAAUUGAAUCUGUAUCUUAGAAGCAUCCAAAUUUUGUGGCUCCAAAAUAACAUUGUGGUGUUUCUACUGCCUUAUUUCGAAGUACAUAAAUUUUAGAUGUCCUGCACUGUUGAGCAAUAUCUUACACCAAAUGUUUUGCCCCCAAAUGGAUAUUUCCUUUGGGAUAAGGAUACAUUACCCACCAACUGGACAUUCUGAGAUUCUAUACUUUGUAGCACCAUCAAAAAUAAGCAACUGAAAGGAAAGAAUAAGGUUGCUUCCCAUGCACAAACUGAAUUUUUAAAUCAGGUACUUCUUAUCAACUAAAUUCAUUCUCCCCAGGAACAGAGCCACAGAAUAAGCUCUUUUAUCCUAGUCACUAGUUUUGAAGUGGUGUAAUUACUUUGGCAGAACAGUCUAAAAAGUCGUGAUCCCCACUUUUUUUGAAAGACAUCUCCUGAAAGGGAUCAUUUUAGUGUGAUUUUAAUUUUUAUGUUUUAUCUAGAUGAAAUCUUUCUUGAAAUGUGACACUGUGACAAGGGACUCAAUCCAAAUAGUCUGCUGUGUUUAAAUUAGCACUGCAACCUAACCUUCUUCAUCAGGUUGUGAGAGUCAAGAGAUUAACACUUGGCAUGUGGAUCUCGAGGAAGAUGAACUGUUUCCUAAGAUUUGACAAACAGCUUUCUUUUUCAGAGAAUACAGAAUUACAGUACGGUCUCCUUAAAAGUUCAGUGACUAUUAUGGUUGCAGCAUUUUUAAUCUCCCUUUGGCAUCUUUAUGGAAUAAUUUUCUAAAGGAAUAAUUCUGAACUAAAAAUACCAGACCCCGACCACAUUUAAUGCAGAAAGCAAUAUCCUUUUAGGAAGCAAAUACAUUGACUCACACACUUGUUAAUAAAGAAAUAGCUCAUUUUUAAAGCUAAAAGUUUAUGGGCUCUGCAUCAUCAGUUUAAUUUAAGCAUUGCCGAGACAAUCUGUAAUCUACUCCUUAUUUUGUAAUACCUUAUUUAUGAUGCAUUUUCAUUUUCUAAUUUGGGGAGAACGUUAGCCUGACAGAGCCAGCAGAUGGAAGUGCAGAAAGCAGGUCAGAUGGAAACAAAGGCUAUUACCCACUAUAUUUCAGACAGGACGGAGGCACUUAGCUGAAGAGCCACUGGGUUAUUAGAUUAAUUUCAAAAGAGCUUUUACAAGUUGCUUAAUUCCAUUUUUUUAAAAACCCAUGGACCACAAACUCAAAUUUCUCCUCAAAUGGGGUUAAUUUGACAAAUGAGGCAUGGACCCAGCAUUGCAGAAAAAGCAUUCCACUAUAAUGAGAUCUUGGUCUUUCUUAGAGACUACGCUAUUUAUGUAAAUAUAUCUGGAGGCACCUUCUACAAGCUUUUAGUUUUCUAUGAUCUAUUAGUUUAGUGAUUAAAGAAUCAAAUGUAUAGAAUUCCUAGGCAUUCAGGGGGAAUGCUGUGUAGCAAAUGUAAAAUGGAUCUGCUCAGAAGAAACACAAGAACACUUCAAACCUACUGUACUGUUUUGUUGGUGAUUAUUUUCAUAGCUUUGAGAGUAAACUACAUCAACAUAGGCCUUAUAAUAAAUGCAAUGUGCGUCUUUAGUAAUACCAAGCUAAGGCAAUUUGGCAUUCUCCUACUGUGAUUUGUGACUUUAAACCAAGAAAAUAAAAGCUUUUUGGUAUUGAUCGUAUUUAAUUAAAAAUACUUGCAAGUAUAAAUUGAAACUGUUGCCACCCUUGAAGAUUUACUAGCUGGAGUGCUCUGUUCAUGUUGUUUUUCGCGGUAUCAUUCAUGUCUUCAGCAACGAGAAUACUUGGGGGAAACAAUCCCUGCUCAGCUUCCAUCCACAUUGUGAGUUACGGAGAUUUUCAUAACUUCACAGUUUACCUGGGAAAGUUUUCUGUAUUAGAGGAAUGGGAUUGGAACAAUUACCUUGUAGCUCAGUGUGGCCAGGCCUUUUGCUGUAGUCAAGUGGCAAAUCCGCACUCCUGGAAAUGGCUUAGUUUAUUUCAUUUUGUUUUCUCAGACUUAUAAAUUUGAAAAGAAUGCAAUUUAAAAAAUGAUUUCUCACAAAGAGUAAAUAUGCCUUUUGCAAACCAAUUUUUGUAACAAGUUAUUUAUAUGAUAUUACUUAAUAAACUGGGUUUUUUUCUAA
Messenger RNA from Cavia porcellus (domestic guinea pig), 8283 nucleotides. RefSeq names its product cadherin 6 (gene Cdh6). The record is from RefSeq and is a predicted model, not a curated record. The transcript is spliced from 12 exons. The coding region runs from base 316 to 2688 and encodes 790 amino acids. Gene Ontology annotation, molecular function: calcium ion binding; cadherin binding. Lineage: Eukaryota; Metazoa; Chordata; Mammalia; Rodentia; Caviidae. Gene Ontology annotation, cellular component: plasma membrane; adherens junction; catenin complex. Gene Ontology annotation, biological process: multicellular organism development; cell morphogenesis; homophilic cell-cell adhesion.